This is a messenger RNA of Planococcus citri (citrus mealybug), 2162 nucleotides long. RefSeq names its product SUZ domain-containing protein 1. NCBI's taxonomy places the organism in Eukaryota, Metazoa, Arthropoda, Insecta, Hemiptera, Pseudococcidae. The transcript has 6 exons. The record is from RefSeq and is a predicted model, not a curated record. Bases 421 to 831 code for a protein of 136 amino acids.
UCAUCAAGAAACAUUUUUUGUAACGUGAAAUUGAAGAAUUAGUCGAGUGUAUUCAUAAUUAAUGUUUUUCUUAAUUUUCUAAUUAAUUUCUGUGACUUUCAAAUUUAAAAUAUUUGCCGGUAUUCUGGUUUAAUCUAAAUUUACAAAAACUCUGUCCAAAUGAAGUAGUAAUAUGUAAUAAGAAAAUACCUCCGAAUCCAUUCGUAAUAUUUUCAAAAAUCUGGGUGAAAAACACCUUUUUUCGCAUUUCCAACUCCCUACAGAUUCGGUUGAGGAUGAAGCCAUCUCUUGUUUUCUUGUGAAUGAUGGCAAUUAUUGACAGUUCGCUUAGUUGAUAAGCUAAACCAGCGUCAAAUAAUUUACGUGAUACAUCGUUGAAACAAUUGGUUUCCCGUUUUCAUUUCGAAAAUCCGUGAUAAGAUGUUGAGUAACAGUCAACCUGUUAUUAAAAUACUGAAACGUCCGCCAAACCUAGUCACUCCAGAACAAGUCAACGGAUUGAAAAGUUGCAAUGUUAAACCGCAGCCAGUAAUCAAAUCAUUACAACAGCGCGAAAUGGAAUAUGCUGAGGCUAGACUUCGAAUAUUUGGCACGACAGAAGAAGAAGAAAGAUUACAAAAUAGUAAAAACCAGUCAGACGAUGCUCCUAAAAAAAUUAUCAAGCCUACUAGAAGAGAAAAUGUGAUUAGAUACCCAAAAGGACCUGACGGAACUAAAGGAUUUAAUUUAAACAGUAGAUGUAGACAAAAUUUAACAAACUCGAAUGAUCUUGAAGAGGACAAAGAUCAACUUGAUAUUGUUUCUAAUGGUUUUUCCAAUGAAAGUCAUUAAAUUUUCAUUUAUAUCUUAAAACUUUUUAAAAAAUUUUUAUAUUUCGGCUAUGUGUGAAACAUAUAUUUUAUCGACGUUCGAUGUACAUUAAUUUUCAUUUUUCAAAAUCAUUAUUGUUCGUCCAAAGUGGAAAUUAAUUUUAUUCAAAAUCAAAUGAUAUGACUAAGACAUUUUAAUUUUGAAAUGUUUUUUCAAUUGAAAUUUUAUAACUUUCAGUAAAAAAAUUAAUUACAAAAUUUUGUAUCAUUGAAUGAAAGUUUUUUUAAAAUUAUUUUUUAGUAACUUUUUUACUUAGGCGCAAACUUGGAUUUUUUCGUUUGGUCGCUGUUUAGAGAACUAAUCAAAGUUCUGAAAUAUUAAUUUGAAUUUGUUUUUCUGGAAUUGAUUUACUUCGAUUUAUCGAGGUUUUAUUGUGUUUCUGAAGGAACCAUUAUCAAAGCGAAUAUUCUAAUUUUGAACGAUGAGUACCUAUUCAUAGUAUGACAAAUAUUUAAUCAUUUUAUUAAUGUUGCCUCAAAGAAAAAGUUAUAAUAAAGCUACUUGAAUUUGUCGCCUAUGUAAAAUGAUUAAUGAGUUUUUGCUGAUGUGCAACUACGAGUUGGUCGUAUCGUUCCUGUUCUUAUUAGUCAUCAAUGAUAGGUAAUAUUUUGAAUUCCACUUUACCUAUUCCAAAUGUGAUUAUUUUUUUUCUAAUGAACUGUACAAAGCUGUUUGUUUAACCAUUUCCUUUUUCUAUGUAUAUUAUUUACCAUAAUUUAAGCGAAGUUACUUUGUAAAUGGGUUUGCUUAAGUUGGAAUUUAAUUUUGUUUGUAAUUAUAAAAACAUAAUUCAUUAUAAGAACAAGUUCAUUAAUUUUUUGUGUUUUACUUUUAAUUUCAGUAUAAUGGUUUUUUAUGUUGAUUUUAUUAUUAUAUAUUUUUUAAAAUUUACAUUGCUCCCCUUUGUAAAAUGAGAUCGGUAUAUUGUUACGCAUACUCUUUUUUAUAUUAUUGUUAUGUAUUUUUGUUGUAAUGUAUUGUGUAUUAUUUCAUGCGUACAUCAUGGUUUUAUGCUGUUUCUUAAGUAUAAAAACUUUCAGUUAAUUGAUCAAUUUAUACCUUAACUAUGUAAUAAAAUCAGUGUGCGAGAUAGAGGAGCAAUGAAUGAAGAUUAAAUUAUGUAAAUUUCAUGUGUUGUAGCUUUUACAGGGUAUUUAGUGUUUUGAAAACAUUUUAUUUAUAAAUGAAAACUUCUACCUUAUGGUUGACAGUUGUUGAUCUUCUGCGUUACCAUCACUGCAGGAUUUUUCAGAUGUAAUCAUGUAUAAUAUUAAAUUCUUUUUUUCCCCUUG